UUGCCCUCGCCGUGCCCCACGCCCCGGGCCUCGGUCGGGGGAGGAUGAGCCGCAUCUACCACGACGGCGCCCUCGGGAACAAGGCCGUGCGCAGCGCGCGGCUGCCCGGCGCCUGGAACCCCGCCGCCCACCAGGGGGGAAAUGGCCUCCUGCUGGAGGGAGAACUGGUCGAUGUCUCUCGGCACAGCAUCUUGGACGCCCAUGGUAGGAAGGAGCGCUACUAUGUGCUGUAUAUCCGGCCCAGUCGCAUCCAUCGCCGUAAGUUUGACCCCAAGGGAAAUGAAAUUGAGCCCAAUUUCAGCGCCACCAGGAAGGUGAACACGGGCUUCCUCAUGUCAUCCUACAAGGUGGAAGCCCAGGGGGACAGCGACAGACUCACGCCCGAGUCGCUGAAGGAGCUGGUGAAUAAGCCAGAGCUGCUGGCGCUGACAGAGAGCCUCACGCCCGACCAGACGGUGGCGUUCUGGAUGCCUGAGUCAGAGAUGGAGGCGAUGGAGCUCGAGCUGGGGGCCAGUGUACGGCUGAAAACCCGAGGCGAUGGCCCCUUCCUGGAUUCAUUAGCCAAACUUGAGGCUGGAACAGUGACCAAGUGUAAUUUCGCUGGUGAUGGAAAGACAGGGGUGUCCUGGACAGACAACAUCAUGGCCCGAAAGUCUUCAGAGGGGGCUGCAGUGGAGACCCGAGAGCAGGGGGCUGGAGCAGAGGACGAGGAGUGGGAUGACUGAGGUUAGUGGGAGAUGGAGUGCCUCCGGGGCCCACCAGCACUUGAGAAUUUCUUCCACUGACUUCCACUCUGGAGCUCAAGGGGACAGUCCACCAAGCUCACCUGGUUCUUCCCUACAGCCGCCAUGGAAUACCCUUUGAACAAGCUCUGCUAAAAUCAAAUCCAAGCCCACGAUGUUAGCAGUGUGGCCCAUGCUGUGGCUCAUGCGAGUCCCUCCCUGGACGUGAGUCUAGCCUUCCUAGACACUUUCAUGAUGGCUCUUGCCCUGAGUGGCAGCCUUGUUUCUGGAGGCAGGCAGUGGGUGAGUCCCCAGGGUAGUCAGAGGAACUGGACUUGCUCUUGGUGCAGAAUCUGGGAAUAUCCCUCAUCUGCAUUCAGAGUGGCUCAGAGGAGAAGUCAGCGGGGCUCCUUCCUCUGCCCUUGUAUUUUCUGCUUUCCUUCCACACCCACCCUCCUCCCCCACACUCUGUGUUGUAGCCUCUGCUCUCCUGCUCCAGCCUCCUUUCCCCGAUGCCGCUAAUUCUUUAUUCCUCCUCUGGUUCUCUGCCACCUUAGGGUUCCUGUCUCCUGACCUCCUUGGCUGCUUUCCUGGGGAUGCUGUUCUCAGGGAGGCCUAGAGCAUUCACAGGUGUGGCUGGCUGGUCCCCACCUCUCACACUCACUCUGCUGGGCCACAUUUUUGAUAACACCUUUUUUGUUGUUGUUUUGUACCUUGAGAACUUUCUAUGAAUGAGUAAAUCUUCAGAAAAGGA
This is a messenger RNA of Diceros bicornis minor, 1476 nucleotides long. It is a transcript of the gene ARPIN, whose product is annotated as actin related protein 2/3 complex inhibitor. Gene Ontology annotation, biological process: negative regulation of actin nucleation. The transcript is spliced from 6 exons. The record is from RefSeq and is a predicted model, not a curated record. The coding region runs from base 45 to 725 and encodes 226 amino acids. Lineage: Eukaryota; Metazoa; Chordata; Mammalia; Perissodactyla; Rhinocerotidae.